CACGACGCCGGUUAUAACUAUCCGCCAUCUUUCACAGAGUAUUCGAAUCGCGCGUCGACGUUUACGUUGACACACCAAGAGACAUUUCACCUAACGUUAGAGUCUUGUCAUUGAAAACUACUGUACCAAGAUACACACAGCAUCAAGAGUUCACGUCUAGCUAAAUACUAGACGUUGAGCAAGGACAUCAACAACAUCAGAGGGUAGAGUCUCUUUCCAGUUCUGAGUCCCGGGGUUAAGCAUGUGUUUGGCGAUAAGAAGUUGACACUACACAACAAGGCUUUUCCUACGCUGCAACAAUAUUAUUCUUGGGUCAACAGCUACAGUGUGGGGGCAACAUAGCAAUUGACUGUCAACAGUGAAAGCUACAGGUGUGAACAUUAACAUGUCAAAACCCGUGUCUGAACUUGACUUGGAAACCCUCACUUCCCCCAACAAAUCGAUUUUCCAUCUUAUCAACUGGAUGCAGGGACUAGAACUGUUGCAUUGGUCCAUGCAAUGUGAGCAUUGUCCGAAUGUGGACAUGGAGUUCAAGAAGAAGAGAGACAUCGCCGACAAAUUCGCCUGGCGGUGUCCUGUCCCUGCCUGCAGGUCCACAACCAGCAUCAGAGCCGGCAGUAUUUUUCAAGAGUUUCCAAAGGUAUCGUUGGCAAUCUGGAUGCGCUUUAUUCAGAAGUGGUGCGAAGACAAACUCAUCACAGAAAUCCAGAAUGAGCUGAGAGUGGUUGGCUUCGUCGGGAAGAAGACACUGUCUGCAAUGUGCAGGCUCAUGAGGCGUUUGUGUGAUUUCAAACUAAUAGAUGUACCAGUGGUCCCGAUGGGCGGGGCAAGUGCGAUUUUAGAAAUGGAUGAAUCCUGUUUUCGGAAAACUCCAAAAUAUGGCAGGGGACGCAGGCCUAAGCCCAUCUGGGUUUUCGGAAUUGUCCAGACAGACGUACGCCCGGCCAUCGGCUAUAUGACUGUAGUUGAGCGCAGGGAUCAGGCCACUCUCCUUCCUAUCAUAGAGAGGUGCGUGUUGCCUGGCUCAACCAUACAUAGCGAUCAAUGGGCUGCAUAUCGCAAUGUUCACCACCUACCAAACAUUGUUCAUCAUGGUACAGUAAACCACUCACAGAACUUUGUGGACCCCACCACAGGUGUACAUACUCAGCACAUUGAGGCAUAUUGGAGCAGAAAAAAAGCAAAACUGCGUCGGAUGAGGGGAUGCCUGCCCACGGAUUUGGAAUCGUACUUGAAGGAGUUUAUGUGGAGAGAAAGGUACUGUAGGACAUCCAAUGAGGGCCUUCAGAACAUGCUUAAGUAUAUCACAGAGAAGUAUUGCAUGUAAAACCAAGUCAGCUUACAUUUGUGUAGACUGUCAGUCUUGACAUGUUUAAGGGUAGAGUGUUUAGCAACAGUCUUAGGACUGUUCAAAUUCUUACAGCUCUUGUAUGAUCAAAAUGUAUUGUUGCUCAAUCAGUUUUUAUAACUAUCCAUUUAUGUAGAAUUCUGGGCAGUUGUUGUUUUUGGGGUAUUUUCCACGAUACUUCUCUGUAAUGUACCUAAGCAUAUUCUGAAAGCUCCAAUUAGAUGGCCUGGUGUGUUUCUGAUUUUGCCGCAUUACCUUUAGUAUCUUAUACUCCAUUAAAUUGAAUAAUAAGAAGUUUGAACAAAAACACAUGGAUUGUAUUUUUUUUGUUUUUGUUUUCAAGUUGGACCGACAGUUGUUUUUUUUUGUGGUCAGUUGUAUUUUUUGUGAUAUAAGCUCCUUGGUAAUAGUAAUAAUGAUACUCGAAGACUACUGUACGGGGACCACUUGCGAUAAAUCUUGUACCGUAACAAGUGGAAGUUGGACUGAAUUUUUUGUUUGUUUGUUGGAAACAGCUAUAUUUUUGUAACAGAAAUAAUGGUAAUCCCAGACUCCUGUACAUGGACCUCAUGCUGUAAAUUUAGUAAUGUAACAAGUGGAAGUUGGACUGAAAGUUGUUUUUUGUCUGUUGAAAACAGUUGUAUUUUGUGUAAUAGCAUAGUUCUCAUUUUUGUGGACCACUUUCUGUAACUAAGUAAUGUAGCAACUGGAAAACGUUUGUAUUUUGUGUACUACAAAAACAUGUAGUUUGGUACUCCCCAGUCCUUUGUAGGGACCAUUUGCUGUAACUUUAGUAACAUAACAAGUGGAAAUUUGCCUUGAAUGUCUGAUAAUAUCCAAUAAUAAAUCACAUAAGACACAUUUGAA
Branchiostoma floridae (Florida lancelet) is the source of this 2215-nucleotide messenger RNA. RefSeq lists its product as uncharacterized. The transcript has 2 exons. The record is from RefSeq and is a predicted model, not a curated record. Lineage: Eukaryota; Metazoa; Chordata; Leptocardii; Amphioxiformes; Branchiostomatidae. The coding region runs from base 386 to 1327 and encodes 313 amino acids.